UUCCAUCUUUUCAAUGGCUGCGACAUCGACAUCGAUACCCUCUUGGCUUUUUAGAGCAUUAGAAAAUGAUUCACAGUUUAUAUCCGAAACUGUUUGCUCCGCGUUGUCUAAUCGUGAAUAUGCUCGCGAUCACAUGCGAACUCAAUCUCUCACAGAACCACCUUCUACGUCACUUCUUGCGCGCGGGCAGCACGCAUUGACCUCCGCGCUUGGAAAGAUCGACCCCAUCACACACUACUCUAUCGUAAUAGGUCGUCAUCCAGACAAUAGAGUCGCCAAUCGGUACUCCAACAUUGAACCAUAUGAUCGGACACGCGUUGUAGUGGGCGAUCUGAAAGGCAGUCACUGCAGCAUCGGAGCCGAGGGUAGCAAGGGAAGGUAUUUCAAUGCAAGCUGGGUGCGAGAGUUGUAUGGCGGGAAGUUAUGGAUUGCUACCCAGGCACCCCUUCUGCGCACGUCGCAUGUAUUCCUCAGUGCCAUCUUACAACCAAUUUCUGCUCCUCCAGCAUCUCUCAAUUCUCCCCGUAUGCAUUCUCCCAGUCGCGUGCGGACUAUCGUUCAGCUCACCCUAAAUAUGGAGAGAGGACGACAGAAAGCUCAUACCUACUUUCCCUCCACCCCUGGCCAAUCAAUGCUGUCGAACCCGGAUCCUACAAGCGAUGCGCCUGUGCUGCAGGUGACGCUACUAGAGAGCAAGCGAAUUGAUGAAGCCUGCUGUGUGCAGAGCAAGGUUUCCAUCGUUCCUGUCACUUCGACAAAUCCACAGGAUGCUGUGGUGUUUACACAUCUGCUGUAUGCUGCAUGGCCAGACCAUGGGGUUCCUGAGGAUGAGGAUCGAGCUAGCCUUCUUGCUUUCGUUCGUCUUGUGGAUCGUGUUAACAAGGAUACCUCUUCACUUCCUCCAUCCACAAACCCAGAUCCAGAUCCUCCUAUCAUGGUCAACUGCUCUGCCGGCAUCGGGCGGACGGGAUCAUUCAUCGCGAUGUCAUCAUUGCUACGCGCAUACCAUCUUCUGAGUGUCAAUCCGCCCUUCAAUACCCUCGCACCUCCUCCUCCUGUGUCCUCUUUGCCUAUCUCUCCGCUGGGUCCCCUACCAAAGGAGGUUCAGGAAGACCUUAUAGCACAAGAGAUCGACAGCUUACGAGAGCAAAGACCUGGGAUGGUCCAGAGGAAUGAACAAAUCCAUCUCAUCUACGAAAUCCUAAACCAAGCGUUUGAAGUUAGAAGUGCUACCUGAUUUUGCUCUCGUACAGUAUAUAACCUUGAAUAUGACGUCUGCCACUACACGGCAGUUCCUUGCAAGUGCACAUCGCACUACUUACUUAACAUCAUGCAUAUGAUCCAUCAGUUACGUCGUACAUAAUAGUCUACAACUGUAUUUAUGUAAUGUAAAUACGUAUAUCGGCUUGCUUCAAUCUUUCUGACUUGUUUUUGACUCAAA
This is a messenger RNA of Suillus paluster, 1441 nucleotides long. Its product is annotated as protein-tyrosine phosphatase-like protein. The record is from RefSeq and is a predicted model, not a curated record. Bases 14 to 1237 code for a protein of 407 amino acids. Gene Ontology annotation, molecular function: protein tyrosine phosphatase activity. Gene Ontology annotation, biological process: protein dephosphorylation. Lineage: Eukaryota; Fungi; Basidiomycota; Agaricomycetes; Boletales; Suillaceae. The transcript has a single exon.